UCACACUCUCACACGUAAGCGGACAAACCUAUGCUCGGAUUUCGGUUCUUCUCCCCUUCGCCAAUGCAAACGGAAAUAUGCAGCGAAGCCUCACCAUCCUCUACACCAGUUUACUGGGGGUGUGCUUGGGUUCAAGCUCAAGUUUCCCAAGUAACAUCAAUAUAGGAGGAUUGUUCCCGAUCGAAUCGCACGAAUAUGAGGUGUUCCGCUUCGCCCUCUCGCACCACCAGGACAUCCCCAAACUGGUGCCGCAGGUGGACAUGGUCAGGAUGGGGAAUAGCUUCUCCAUGACAUAUGCCUUUUGCUCUCAGUUCUCCAAAGGUGUGUACGCCAUCAUCGGCCUGUAUGACAGAAAGACAGUCAACAUGCUCAUGUCCUUCUGCGGAGCGCUGCACGUCUGCUUCGUCACGCCGUCCUUCCCCAUCGAGACGGCCAACCAGUUCGUCAUCCAGCUGAGGCCCGAGCUGCAGGACGCUCUGGUGGGUGUCAUCGACCACUACGGCUGGACCAAGUUUGUCUACAUGUACAGCUCGGAUUCAGGCCUGUCGGUGCUGCAGAAGGUUCUGGACACAGCAGCGGAGAGGAACUGGCUGGUGACCUCGGUGAACGUGGAGACCAUGACGGAGGCCUCGUUCUUGAAAGUGUUUCAGGAUCUGGACAAGAGGAAGGAGGGCCAGAUCAUCAUCGACUGUGAGACCGAGAGGCUCACUGGCAUCCUCAGGAAGAUUGUCGAACAGGGCAAGAAUGCUAAGAGCUAUCACUACAUCCUGGCUAACCUGGGUUUCCUGGACAUCGACCUGACAGACCUGAGGAAAGGUGGGGCAAACAUCACCGGCUUCCAGCUCGUCAACAACUCUGAGCCCGGCGUCAGCCGCGUUGUCCAGCAGUGGCUGGACUUUGACAAUAAAGACUCCAAAGUGCCCAAGAGUGGACUAAAGUAUACUGGCGCGCUAACGUACGACGGGGUGAAAGUCAUGUCCACGGCCUUCCAGAAUUUAAGGAGACAGAGGAUAGACAUUUCUCGCAGGGGCAACGCUGGCGAGUGUCUCGCCAACCCACCAGCCCCCUGGGGACAGGGCAUAGACAUCCAGAGAGCAUUGCAGCAGGUUCGAAUAGACGGAUUGACGGGUCACAUUCAGUUCAACGAGAAAGGCCGCAGAACCAACUUCACUGUCAGCGUCAUGGAACUGGCCCCAUCCGGCCCCAAGAAGGUCGGCUACUGGAAUGAAGAUGAGAAGUACGUGACCACGGCGAGCUUCAUGCGGGGCAGCAACGAGACGUACGGCCUGCAGAACAGGACCUACAUCGUCACCACUAUCUUGGAGUCACCGUAUGUGAUGCUGAAGAAGAACCACGAAGGGCUUGCGGGAAACGAUAAGUACGAGGGCUACAUCGUGGAGCUGGCUGCAGAGAUAGCCAAACAUGUGGGCUACCAGUACAAACUCAAGGUUGUCUCAGAUGGCAAGUAUGGAGCCAGAGACCCAGAUACCAAGAUGUGGAACGGCAUGGUGGGAGAACUGGUGUAUGGGAAAGCAGAUGUGGCUGUGGCUCCUCUGACCAUCACCCUGGUCCGUGAAGAGGUCAUCGACUUCUCCAAGCCAUUCAUGUCCCUUGGAAUCUCCAUCAUGAUCAAGAAACCCACCAAAUCCAAACCCGGUGUGUUUUCAUUCCUCGACCCGCUGGCCUACGAGAUCUGGAUGUGCAUAGUGUUUGCCUACAUCGGCGUCAGCGUCGUCCUCUUCCUGGUCAGCCGGUUCAGCCCGUACGAGUGGCACGCCGAGGACUAUGAGGAGGGAGAGCCACAGUCGCCCACGCAAGCUUCCGCCUCCAACGGGGUGCAGCAGGGCCAGGCACAGACGCAGCAAAACAUAAACCAACAGAAUAUUGACCAGACCAAUGAGUUUGGCAUCUUCAACUCCCUUUGGUUUUCACUGGGCGCCUUCAUGCAGCAGGGAUGUGAUAUCUCCCCACGCUCUCUGUCGGGCCGCAUCGUCGGAGGCGUGUGGUGGUUCUUCACCCUUAUCAUCAUCUCGUCCUACACUGCCAACUUGGCCGCCUUCCUGACAGUGGAGAGGAUGGUGUCUCCUAUAGAGAGUGCCGAGGAUUUGGCCAAGCAGACGGAGAUCGCCUAUGGAACGCUGGAUGCCGGCUCCACCAAAGAAUUCUUCAGGAGGUCUAAGAUCGCCGUGUUUGAGAAGAUGUGGUCCUACAUGAAGGCGGCUGACCCGUCCGUGUUCGUCAAGACCACGGACGAGGGCGUGAUGAGGGUCAGGAAGUCCAAGGGCAAGUACGCCUACCUGCUGGAGUCCACGAUGAACGAGUACAUAGAGCAGAGGAAACCCUGCGACACCAUGAAGGUGGGGGGGAACCUGGACUCUAAAGGUUACGGCAUCGCCACGCCCAAGGGCUCUCCUCUCAGAAACCCAGUAAACUUGGCAGUGUUAAAACUGAACGAGCAGGGCCUCUUGGACAAAUUGAAAAACAAGUGGUGGUACGACAAGGGCGAGUGCGGCAGCGGGGGCGGGGACUCCAAGGACAAGACGAGCGCUCUGAGCCUCAGCAACGUGGCGGGAGUCUUCUACAUCCUGAUCGGCGGCCUGGGCCUGGCCAUGCUGGUGGCGCUGGUGGAGUUCUGCUACAAGUCCAGGACCGAGUCGCGCCGAAUGAAGCAAUCCAUCAACGACGCCAUGCGCUGCUCCACCCUGACCAGGAUGAGUGGCAACGGGAGCGGGGGCGAGAACGGGCGAAUCCUUACCCACGACUUCCCCAAAACCGUUCAGACUCUGCCCUGCAUGAGCCACACCGCCAGCAUGGGUCUGGGGGCCUCCGGCUGUGAUCAUCACAUGACUGUGCUGGCGGCGAGGAACGGGCAGGGUGGGGUUAAAGAAGAGCUCAAGACUUUAAGGACCUCGAAAAUCAUGGCUGUCCACGUUGACCCAACUAUUCUCCCGGCUGUGUAUGCGCUCUGACUCUUCAAAGACUUAACUUUACUGCCAAAAUGCACUGUCGAACCGCUCCUGACGGACUAUGAACAGAACAGAGACUUGUUUUUUUGUGGUUUUUUUUCCAAGAGUCGAAAAGAGAUUCUAAAAGAAAAAGAAAGGAAAUGCGCUGCAAUAAAGACGAGGGGGCGCGUUUUUGAAUUUUUUUACAGUGUUCAUUUACUGUGUGUGUGGGGGAAAAAAAAGAACUUUAUUCUUCAGUGUGACGCCUGCAUUGUGCCAUUUCGAUGGAGCUGUUGACGUUAGACUGUGUGUGCAAUAUCCUCACCUCCACCGCUGACCUUGUACUACCUAGAUGCUUUGAGACGGCUAAUGGAACGUGUCUUUGCACAGAUGUCGGCGGAGGAGGACAAACACUUGUGACUGCUGCCAUGAUUUGAUAUUGUUUUUUGGGACGUCUGCGCUCGCUCUCACGCUCACAUUUACAUGCUAUGUUUUGGAAGGACAAAGUGCUCUGUGUAGCAUAGCCCGUUUUUAUGAUAUAUAUAUAUAUAGUGUAUGGUUUACACUGUUGAAGAAGCGCAAAGAGCUUUGUGGGUAGUUUGAUUUGACUGCUCUUAGACUGAAGGUUGAUGCCGUUUGACCAGGCUAUGACAAACAUGCAUCGCUGCUACACCUCAUCUAACAUAUCAUGCCUUGUCUUUGUGCCAUAUGACCAUUCUCACAGAUGAACACAGAUCCAAUUUACGCCUGUUGCUGCGGGGUCGGUUUGACCUGCAGCUGGUGAGAGUUUCAGUAUUUCAUGAUUGCAGAGCUCAGAUUCAGACGCUCUGAUCUUUGUGAGAAGGAUGGGAGAAAACACACAUUAGUCUUUGGUUCUGUACAGUACUGAGUGACCUUACACUGUAAAUGUACUCUCGUGACAUUCAUAGCAUAUUCAUCGAUAUAUUUGCAGCACGUUAAAGAACAAAGAUCGACAAAAUCCAGAUAUUAUCUGGAGAGAAUAUUCCUCCACCUACUGCAAAAUCCGAUGCUGCAUAAUUCACUCUGUCCUCUGAUUUAUUUUCAGCUGUAUUCACUUUUAAUGAAAUGGGCAGCGCAGCUAUUCACCCUCGAUUAAUUGAGAGUGGCACAUCCCCAUCAGAUCGUGCACGGCCUAUUAAAGGAGGGUUCGCCUCCUCUCACUGUUGCUAGCUAUAGCGGAGGUGAUGUCACAGUCAGAAUCGUCCUUGUUCACAGCGAGUCAAGUGGUGGCUGCACAACUCUGGGUUGGCCCUUUCAGAUCAUGUGAGGUAAACAGGAUUAGAGAGGCAGAGCCUGGACCAUAGGCCCUUAAAGGAGAAUUUCACCCCAAAACAUUUCCACAGUGUGAACGAAAUGACUCUUGAUGUAAUUUGCAUUUGCAGGACUGUACGAUUGGACACUGCCAUUAAUGACCUACAGCUAAAAAAACGUUUGAUUUACAAUUAAAUUACACUUUUAAAUAGAAAAAGAAAUAAGCUGGCUUAUUUUUUUCCUUAUCCUUAUUAGUGCUACUUAAAAACACCUGAAAAUAAUUGUUUUUCCUGAAAACCAGCGUCUUCCAGUGAAUAAUAAGUGAUAUCUGUGAAACGGUCAGGAUUUAGAAAUAUAUGUCUCAAAGUGUGAUAUAUGUUUUUAGUAGAACCAUAUCAGGCUUGCAGUCGUUUAUGUAUAAGAUGGAUUUGCUGUUUGUAUUUUUAUAGGAUUUGUUGACAGUAAAAAAAACUUUUCCUUUAAACUCAGCUGUGUCAAAGGUCAAAAUUUUCGGAGAGUGAGACAAACCACUAACAGGUUUUUACAACACAUCACAGCCAGAUGCUAUGUAAAGGUGACAUUAUGAACCUUCUUAGAACUCUCACUCCUCUCUGAUUGCUUAUUUAUCUUUCACUCUCUCCACCUUCACAAAUAUUCCACAGCUAAAUACAACUAUUUCAGAUACCGGUAGUAUCACAAAUAUAGAUUUUCUGAUAUAUUUAUACAUAUGAAGUAGGAUGAGUAAAAGUGGGAAUUAAAUUAUUCAAAAAAAUACACAGUCGUCUUGAAAUGCACCGAACAUCAUCGUCACACGGUGGAUAUGUGUUCAGAGGUGUGAUUUGACUUCGAGGUGACAUGAAGGUUGUUGCUCGACCUUCAACUGAUGUGUGAUUCCAGCGGUCAGCUCUGUACCAUGAACAACACACUGUGGCUGACCCCUCGAUUCACAGAAGCGGCCAAGUUCUGUACAAAGGCAGCACUCAUCCUCUGCUUCCUCAACUGGCCGUCUUUUACUUUCUCUCCUCCUGUGAGUUUCUGCUUUGAAAAGUACCACAUCGAAAGUACGGCUCCUCCCCCCCCCCCCCCCCCCAACUCGUCACAGAAUCACAGAAAACGGGCAGUUCGAGUUUACUGAAAUCAUACAUAUCUCCACCUAUUAUGUAUAUAAAAGGCUUUUUUCCUCUUCACCUGGUGAAAACGUUCUCCUACAAACCAUGCCUCAGUGUACCUGACUUAGUUACCUACUGCGUGAGUACUUUUUUCCUUUCCUCCGUCAUCUACGCGUCUUCUUUUGCUGAUGUUGUAUUAAUUAGGACACAGCACAGCUCUUCAGUGGAGGUUUUACCUUCAGAAAGAUGUUUUAUAUGCCAUAGAAAGAUUUGUUUAAAAAAAGGAUAAGAAAAAAAAAAGACUCAAUGUUUGUAUUAUACAGAAGAAGCAGUUGGGGUGCCGGCUAAGUGUUCUACACUUGGACAAGUGUAAAAAAAAACACACACUGAUGUUGAAUAAUCUGUGAUGCUAUAGUUUAAUUUGUCCGUGUUUUUUAAGUGCUUGGGAUUUAACACCAUUUGAAUAAUUCUUUGUCGUUUUUUCUUUUCCACGGUAUUUGACUAUUGGAAUCUUAUCACAGUUUGUUGACCAGAGGCCUCAUUGUUUUUUUUUUUUUUUAUUUUACAAACGGGGUGUUGCGUAAUUUCAAAAUGAAAAUUAUGGUCAAUAAAUGGGUUGACACUUUAAAAGAAUUUAAAGGAUACAGAUAUUAGGAAUCCAACUUUUGAGAACUUUUUUUUCUAACCAAAGUGUCCUAGAAGGAAGUCAUCAUGCUUUUGUAACCGAAUAA
Platichthys flesus (European flounder) is the source of this 6057-nucleotide messenger RNA. RefSeq names its product glutamate receptor, ionotropic, AMPA 1a (gene gria1a). NCBI's taxonomy places the organism in Eukaryota, Metazoa, Chordata, Actinopteri, Pleuronectiformes, Pleuronectidae. Gene Ontology annotation, molecular function: transmitter-gated monoatomic ion channel activity involved in regulation of postsynaptic membrane potential; AMPA glutamate receptor activity. The record is from RefSeq and is a predicted model, not a curated record. Gene Ontology annotation, biological process: synaptic transmission, glutamatergic; modulation of chemical synaptic transmission. Gene Ontology annotation, cellular component: postsynaptic membrane; dendritic spine; plasma membrane.